Messenger RNA from Clonostachys byssicola, 4389 nucleotides. The record is from the annotation of a GenBank genome assembly. Lineage: Eukaryota; Fungi; Ascomycota; Sordariomycetes; Hypocreales; Bionectriaceae.
AUGUCUAAAGCCAACCACAAGGCGAGGCUCGCUGAGCUGCGAGCACUUCGCAAGUCCGGAAAGAAAGCGUUCGAUAAUUACCAAGUUGCAGAGGUCGAUGAUGUCUUCGACGAGGUGGACGAGGAUGGCUACAAGAAACUCGUUCGGGAUCGUCUGAACCAGGAUGACUUCGUCGUCGAUGACAAUGGCGAAGGCUACGCCGACGACGGCAGGGAAGAUUGGGAUCGUGUUCAGAGAUACGAUUCGGACAGUGAGAAUGAGGAGCCUCUUGGUCGUGGCCGACCAAGUAAAGCUGCCAAGAAAGCCCGUCAAGAAGAACAAGCUCAGCGUGAUGCAAAUGACAGAGACAUCACGGAAUACUUCACAAAAGGGGCUGGCAAGACCCAGUCAAAGCCUAAGGUGGUCAAAUCCAAAGCAGACGAUGAUUUCCUUGCAGACCUACUAGGAGAGGUAGACACGAACAUCCCUUCUCCCGCCCUUCGACAACCAAAGCCAGAACGACCUAUCGAGCGUCGAAAAGCCAGGGAUCUAUCGCCCGCUCCAGAGCCCAUCCGGAAGAAGACAAAGACUAUCCACACACCCUCAGCAUCUUCACCAGGCCAAAUUGCCAACGAUAGCGAUGGAGAGGGCUUUCUGCCCCCUCCAGUCGACGAUGAUCUUCCAGCCGCCGUUGAUGUUGCGAUGAGCGACCCUGCCCCAUCAUCCCCAACGGCCAAGGUCGCUCAGCGAAAGGCUCAAAUCAAAAAGGAACCAAUAGAGGAAGAGGAAGAAGACGAGGAUAUGAUGGAAGUUGCCCAUGCUGGUUCCGUCAAUGCUACGAGCGUAAACAUAGCCGGGUCCAGGGCUGUGAAGAAGGUCCUUAAACAAGAGCCCACCUCAUCUCCUCUCGGUCCUUCCUCUGUCAAACCUGCUGAGGCGCUCGUGGACUCGUCGUCUUGGAACAGUCUAACGGAUAAGCUCAACGUGGUUAAUGCGCCAUCCGAAGUGCGAACCGUUGGGAAAAUGGACCACAAAGAUGCAGUCGAGGCAGAUGGUAGCCUGAACUUUUUCUGGACCGACUACACCGAAGUGAAUGGCAGCUUGCUCCUGUUCGGCAAAGUUCUCAACAAAAAGACCAACUCUUAUGUCAGUUGCUUUGUAAAAGUAGACAACAUCUUGCGGAAGCUAUACUUCCUUCCUCGCGAGCACCGAGUAAGCGGCGGCCAAGAAACUGACGAAACAGUGAGCAUCAUGGAUGUUUAUAACGAAGUUGACGAGAUUAUGACGAAAAUGAAAGUGGAUAUGUACAAGAUCAAGGCUUGUACCAGAAAAUAUGCCUUCGAGCUACCUGAUGUUCCCAAGGAGGCCCAGUACAUGAAGUUGCUCUAUCCUUAUACCAAUUCACCGAUUGAUAUGGAAACUCGUGGGCAAACCUUUUCGCGUGUAUUCGGAAGCAACACAUCGCUCUUCGAGCAGUUUGUUCUUUGGAAGAACAUCAUGGGGCCAUGCUGGCUGAAGAUUGUGGAUGCCGAUUUUGGGGCUCUGCAUAACGCUUCCUAUUGCAAGCUUGAAGUUCAGGCCUCGCACCCGAAUAUGAUCACUGUCGACCCCUCGACCAGCAUGGAAGAACCCCCAUUGACUGUAAUGAGUCUUGCUUUGCGCACAUGCUUCAACUCAAACAACAACAAGCAGGAAAUACUUGCGAUCAGCGCAAGAAUAUACGAAAAAUUGUCUUUGAACGACACCACGCCGGCCGAGAAGCUGCCCUGCCGAACCUUUACCAUUAUUCGCCCCAAUGGCCAAUCCUUCCCCAUGGGAUUUGAGCAGCUCGCCAAAAAGAGAAGCAAGGGUCCUAUCUUUUUGAAGAGGCAGGAAUCAGAAAUUCUCAGCUUUUUCCUAGCCCAAGUUGACGUCGCAGAUCCCGAUGUCAUCCUCGGUCAUCAAUUGGAAGGUGUGGAUUAUAGCGUUCUCGUUAAUCGCUUGCAAGAGAAGAAAACGCCUCAGUGGUCCAGAUUGGGCAGAUUUAGACGAAGCAAAUGGCCAUCCUCCAUCACGAAGGUUGGUGGAAACGUCUUUGCUGAACGUCAGCUCAUGUCUGGAAGACUGCUGUGCGAUCUUGCCAACGACGCCGGCAGAUCUGUCAUGUUCAAGUGUCAAUCUUGGAGCCUCACGGAGAUGUGCAGCCUCUACUUGCCCGGGGACAACCAUCGCCGUGAAAUUGACAAUGAGGUGGCACUGAACACUUGGGCAAAAGAAAAGCAAGGGUUGAUGGACUACAUCACCCACAUGGAGGCUGACACACACUACAUAGCCGCCCUCGCCGUCGGCGUCCAGAUUCUCCCCCUGACGAAGAUUCUCACCAACCUAGCCGGGAACUCCUGGGCUCGUACAUUGACUGGAACACGAGCCGAAAGAAAUGAGUACAUUUUGCUGCAUGAAUUUCACCGAAAUAAGUAUAUUUGCCCUGACAAACAAACAUUUCGCGGCCGCCAGAAGAAUGAAGAAAAUGGCGAGGAUGACGCUGCCGACGGGAAGAAGAAGGACAAGUAUAAAGGUGGUCUGGUUUUCGAACCUGAAAAGGGCCUGUACGACAAGUUUGUUCUGGUGAUGGACUUCAACUCCCUUUAUCCCUCCAUCAUUCGAGAGUUCAACAUCUGCUUUACAACGGUGGAGCGAAAAUCAUUGCGAAGUGCCGAUGACGAGGAAGAAACUGUUCCUGAUGUACCAGAGCAGCAAGACCUGGGUAUCCUUCCCAGACUGAUUACCACUCUGGUUGACAGACGUCGUGCUGUCAAGAAUCUCAUGAAGGACAAGAGUGCGACCGCCGAGCAACUAGCAACAUGGGACAUCAAGCAGCUGGCUUUGAAGCUGACUGCAAACUCCAUGUACGGUUGUUUGGGAUACACCAAGUCGCGCUUUUAUGCUCGCCCUCUUGCUGUAUUGACAACGUUCAAGGGCCGAGAGAUUCUCCGAAGCACCAAGGAUCUCGCAGAAGGCAUGGCCUUACAGGUCAUUUACGGUGACACUGACUCUGUCAUGAUCAAUGCCAAUGUUGACAACGUUGAAGAUGCUUUCAAGGUCGGCCAUGCGUUCAAAAAGCUGGUUGAUGACCAAUUCAAACUGCUCGAGAUUGGUAUCGACAACGUCUUCCGACGGAUCUUACUGCAGGCCAAGAAGAAAUAUGCUGCCAUCAACCUCGUUGAGAAAGAUGGCAAGUGGGUGGAGAAGAUGGAAAUCAAGGGUCUGGAUAUGAGACGUCGUGAAUACUGUGCCUUGUCGAAGGAGGUAUCCAAGCACCUACUUGAUGAAAUCCUGUCUGGCGAUGAAACAGAGGUUUCGGUUGUGCGAAUUCACGACUAUCUUCGCGAGAUCGCCGGCAAGAUGCGAGAGCAGAGCAUUCCAAAUGCCAAGUAUAUCGUGUACACGCAGCUUGGAAAGGGUCCAAAGGAAUAUCCAAAUGCCGAUAGCAUGCCGCAAGUGCAGGUCGCUUUGCGUGACAUGGCGCGUGGCAAAGCUGUUCGCAAAGGCGACGUCGUCUCAUACAUCAUCACCGGUGACUCCAAGAGCUCGGAGCCAGCCCCAAAGCGCGCCUAUGCGCCCGCAGACCUCAAGUCUAACCCCGAGCUGCUGCCUGACGUCGAGUGGUAUAUUGCCAAGCAGAUUUUCCCUCCUGUGGAGCGUCUGUGUGCGAAUAUCGCGGGUACUUCAACAUCGCAACUUGCAGAGCAACUAGGAUUAGAUGUUCGAAGAUAUGCUUCAGUCCAGAAUCAGCAAGGGGCUUCAGGGAACGACUUAGAGGUUCACCCUCUCGAGUCCCAGAUCCCCGAUGACGUCCGGUUUGGCGACUGUGAACGUCUUUCCCUCCGGUGCCGAAAGUGCAAAUCCACCACUCCAUUCGAAGGCCUGGCCGGAGGAUCCGAUUGUGUCUCUGCCUCGGGCGUUGUCUGUGGAAAAUGUGGCAGUGCCAUCUCUACACUGUCCAUCGUUGCACAGGUUGAGCAUGCAAUCCGCAUCCAGACCUCGCGUUACUACGAGGCCUGGCUCGUGUGCGAUGAUUCGCAAUGCGGUAAUCGCACCCGCCAGACCAGCGUUUAUGGCAACCGCUGUCUCGGCCCCAAGGGCCUCGCUCGUGAUUGCUUGGGCCGCAUGCGCUACGAGUAUAGUGAGAAGGCAAUCUACAACCAGCUCGUCUACUUUGCCAGUCUUUGGGAUGUCGACAAGGCUCGCGUCAAGGCUGCCGCAAGCGAGGACCGUGACAAGAUAAUCACCUUGGCAGAGCACAACCGUGUGCGGUUCACCACCAUCAAAGGCGUGGUAGACAAGUACCUAGACAAAUGUGGUCGCCAGUGGGUUGCUAUGGAUACAUUGUUCGCGAAAUUGGGCUUCAACAAGAUCAUUGCUGGUCCCUAA